AUGGUAAGUCCCUAUGCAUCAUGCGAAUAUGUAGAAACCAAGUACAGAAUUUCUUGUCCUGAACCUGAACUAACCUUGAGAAUUCCACUUCAAUCACAUCUACCCAAAUUGAGAUCCAAACACUCAAAUGAAAAAUCCCAACCCCUUCCCAAACCAUUCCAACGUUCAUUGCACAUAACCAACCUCCCACCAACGAUCAAACCCGCGCACUUCAAUUACAUACUCUCUCAUCCUGUUCAUUCUCAAUCCUCAGGUCGGAGAGGGAGAUAUAAGAAAGAUCCUGGGAUUAGUUUGGUUCAAAUCUAUCAUCUUCCUUCUCCCUCUCCGUCAAUCAAGUAUAGACCGUUGAAACGGUUGAUAAGUGUAUUUGAAAGGAUAGUAUGUGUUUCCGGGGGUAAAGAAGAUGAUGAUACUGUACCGUGCGAUACUCCAAGAAAUAGUAUCGCUAAAUCCCUCAUUCCGAGUCAAAGUCCACAUGCAAAUUCGAAUACAAAUUCGAAUCCCGGUGUAGAUCCCCCAAUUUCUCCUGGUGAAACGUCAAACGGAAAUUCUAGAUCAGAUACUAAUGAGAUCACCGCAAGUGAGGAUAAUGGAAGUAGAGUAGAAGAACGUGAAGUGAUUGAUCAAAAUAUCAACCCGAUUUCGCCAGAUCAAGAUCAAUUAUUGAUGGAUAUCAGUCAGAAUGUCAAAGACAACGAGGAGAAAGAGAAGGAGCUUAAGACCAUUGCUUGGAUACAUUUUAGAGACGAAGAUCAUCUAUAUCGCGCCAAACAAGUUUUGAGAUCUAUAACGAUUGAUGGAAGACAAAUUGUAGUAAAGACUGAUAGGUUUAAUGGUGGGAUUAUCAAGAGAAUCUGGUCGGAGGGUUCUCCCAACAAAAAGUCAGAGUGA
Messenger RNA from Kwoniella botswanensis, 891 nucleotides. RefSeq lists its product as uncharacterized. The transcript is spliced from 4 exons. NCBI's taxonomy places the organism in Eukaryota, Fungi, Basidiomycota, Tremellomycetes, Tremellales, Cryptococcaceae. Bases 1 to 891 code for a protein of 296 amino acids. The record is from RefSeq and is a predicted model, not a curated record.